GACACAUAUAAAUAGUCAACGCAUCAGUCUGUAUUUGCUGUGUUGGGAUAUUUUGAAGGACACAUAUGGAGAAUCCAGGAUUGUUUUAAUUCUUAAAAAAAAAAAAAAAGGUAUAAAGAUGGCAACGGCAUCAGCGAGACGCUUGUCGGAACGUCGGCGGAGCUCACUUUUCCAGACUUGCGACGAAGAAGACAGGGGGAAAAUGACGAGGACAGACGACGACUCUUCCACUUUAACGGAUGUCGGCUGUGGCAGCGGAACAUUCCCAGAUCACAAAGAUGGAGAGGAGAUUGUUUGUAUCAAACAGACUGUCAAAGCCAGCGUGAUGAGCGCAGAGGAGCGCGAGCGUCUGCGCGCACUCUUCCACGUUUACGACACGGACCAGUCGGGCAGCAUCGAGCGCGACGAGUUCUUCACCAUCUGCACCGAGCUGCAGGUCAGCCCCAGCGAGGCCGAGCGCGUCUUCAACCGGCUGGACGUGGACAAGGACGGCACCAUCACGCUGCCGGAGUUCAUCCGCGGCUUCCACGAGCGGCACCGCAUGGACGCCCAGCGGGGGCCGAGACAGGAGGAGGAGAAGGAGGAGGGGGAGGAGGGGGACCACCGGGAGCCGCGCGCCGCCGCCGCCGCCGCCGCCGCCUGGCAGGACUUCGCCGCCCGGCUGGGCGAGCAGAUCAAGUUUAUUCCCAAACACGAGCAAGUGUUGACGUUGUACCAGAACAUCAGCGUGAAUGAGCCCAGGCUCGUCCCUCAGCUGGAGAAAAUCCUGUUGAGUUUCACCAAGGAGAUCAAACAGCAGAAUGCCGAGAUGGAGAACCUGGCGCUGGCCAUCAGGCGAGCGCAGGAUCAAGCGUCCAUGCAGCUGAGCGAGAUGGAGGAGGAGAUGGACCAACGUAUCCAAACCACGGAGAGGAAAGCACGUGAGCAGGAGAAAAAGCGAGGGGAGGCGGAACUUGGCGAGGUGCGAAGAACCUAUGAGAUAGAAGUGUGUGAGCUCCAGUGUAAGAUCCAAAGGAUGCAAAAGAUUGAGGAGAAGUACAAGAACAUCACAGUGAAGGACGAGAGUCCGGCCCUGAAGAAGAAAAUCAACGAGCUGACGUUGGAGAAUCAGCGCUUUAAACAGGAGCUGCUCAAGUCUCAGACCAAAGUGGCGUGUCUGCAGAGUGACCUGGACUCACUCAAGACCGAGCUCACCGACCAGAGCAUCAACUCUGAAAGAGACGAGGAGCUGAUGAAGCAGUUUUCGGACGAACGAGACAUCCUGGAGAGCCAGAUUGAGAUCCUGCAGGAGGCGAACAGGAAGCUCCACGACAGCAACGACGGCCUGAGAGCUGCUUUAGAGAGGGCCACCAAGUCAAGUAGCAGCGGGUCUUCCGGCACCACAAAGGGCAGAAACAGAAGCAAAAGCAUCGGCUACCCGUCGCCGUACACUCUGGACAGGUUGUGCCAGCGCCCCGACGACUACCCCGUUUUCGGCCGCCGGCCCAGCAGCGAAUCGCUGGCCCUGGCGCUGUGCGACCCGGGCCUGCAGCGGCGGAACAGCAGCGAGUGCGAGGAGGACAGCCUGCCCGAGAUCUACAUGGACAGCGGCCUGUCCACGCUGCGAGGCUCGCACGGCGGCUACGACUCGGAGCAGGAGGUCAAAGGCCUGGAAGAGGAGGAGGAGGAGAAGGUGGAGGCGGAGGGGAGGCUGACAGAGAAAAGGGAGGAGUUUGUCAGCAAAACCUUGUUUGAGGAGACCUCUGACGCUGAUCCGGCAGAGACGCAGGACGGAGAGUCAGCGUUUGGCUCGGACAGGAGCUCCGUUCUGGACUGGAAGCCGUCCGAGUCCGUUCGGCCACCCGCGGCCGCGACCCCGCCCGCCCCCGUCGCUCCCCACGCCCGAAAAGCCGUCAGCGCCAUCAGUGUGCGGAGCGAGGACAAGGACAGCGGCGACCUGGGCGACAUGACGUCCAAGAAGGCCUACAGGAUCGUCAUGGCCGGAGACGCCGCCGUAGGCAAGUCCAGCUUCCUGCUGCGCCUCUGCAAGAACGAGUUCCAACCCACCUCCAGCGCAACCGUGGGCGUUGAUUUCCAAAUGAAGACUUUCAUGGUGGAAGGAGAGCCCACUCUGUUACAAAUUUGGGACACUGCCGGACAGGAGAGAUUCCGCAGCAUCGCCAAGUCUUACUUCCGGCGAGCGGACGGCGUGCUGCUGCUGUACGACGUGACGUGCGAGAGGAGCUUCCUAAACGUGAGGGAGUGGGUGGACAUGAUCGAGGACACGUCUCAGGAGGACAUCCCCAUCAUGCUGGUUGGCAACAAAUGUGACCGGAGGCAAGGGGCACCCUACUGUGUGCCCACCAGUUACGGCGAGAAACUGGCUAUGACUUACAACACUUUGUUCUGUGAAACCAGCGCCAAAGAUGGCUCCAACAUCCUGGAAGCUGUGCUGCAUCUUGCUCGGGAGGUGAGCAAACACGCAAAGCUCGACGAGCAAAGUCACUGCCAGGCGCUGCCCAACUUAGACGCGCCGAGGAAAAACCCCAACUUCUCCUGCUGUAACUGAACGACCCAUUUAAAAAAAAAAAAAACAUUUUUAAUCGAGAUAAACAAAAUGCAGCAAAAGGAACAAAACAAACUUUGUGGCUGUGAAGACAUCUGAAGUGACACUGGAAGUACAGCAGAGCACAACUGCAACCUGCGUCAUUCAUUGGAAAAUGACAGCGCCUACUGAACUUUUGGAACUUUUGUCUUCAUCUCAUGUUGCUAUUAGCUCAUUCGCCAUCAUUUUCCGCACUUUGCAGAUCCGACAGAUGAGAUGUGAACGCUUUAAGACAGAUGUGAAAUGUUUUUUUAAGGUGAACUUAGUAUGUGACACAUUGUUUUUUUUUUUUUGUGGAAGGAUAAGGCUGCAUUUGAUUAUUUUAUGGCAAUGAGCUCAAAUUUCAGUUGCACAGGAGCUAAUUGUCUGCAAUUUUACACUUUAAAAAAAUGUCUUACUCAACCUACUGCUGAUGUGAUUGUUGCCCAACAGUGUUACACUAAUUUUAGUGAUGAUUUCAGACUUUAGCAAGUGGAAAGAUGGAUGCUUUUUCCCUUUAUGCUUAUUUAUCAUAUAUUGCUGUUAAUGUGUUAAAAUGUAAAAUAAUAAUACAAAUAUCUGAG
Phycodurus eques (leafy seadragon) is the source of this 3147-nucleotide messenger RNA. It is a transcript of the gene rasef, whose product is annotated as RAS and EF-hand domain containing. Lineage: Eukaryota; Metazoa; Chordata; Actinopteri; Syngnathiformes; Syngnathidae. Gene Ontology annotation, molecular function: GTP binding; calcium ion binding; GTPase activity. The transcript has 18 exons. The coding region runs from base 119 to 2548 and encodes 809 amino acids. The record is from RefSeq and is a predicted model, not a curated record.